AUGUCUCGCUACGCCGCCGUCCACGCCUGGGAUAACCUCGCCGGCGAAGGCGACGCCCGUCCCACCGCCGCACAAAUCAUCAGGGACGCCGGCAAGACAAAUCUCAAGGGCCAAGUCAUCAUCAUCACGGGCGUCUCCUCCGGCACCGGCGCCGCCAGCGCCCGCGCCCUCGCCCCCACAGGCGCCGAGCUCUACCUCGCCGGCCGCAGCAUCCCCAAGGCCAAGGCCGCGCUCUCCACCAUCGCCGACCUGCCCAACGUGCACUUCCUCGAGCUCGAUCUCGCGUCCACGGCCAGCAUCAGGGCCUUUGCCGCCGAGUUCCUGAAGCAGUCCGGCGGCAGACUCAACGUCCUGCUGAACAACGCCGGCGGAGUCCUUGCCGAGCGCAAGGUCACGGUGGACGGCUUCGAGCAGCAGCUCGCCGUCAACCACCUCGGCCCAUUACUCCUCUUCGCCCUCUUGAAAGACGCCCUCCUCGCCAGCGCCUCGCCCUCCAAUCCCAGCCGCGUCGUCAACGUCUCCAGCGUCGGCCACCGCUACGGCACCAUCCGCUGGGACGACCCCAACUUUGAAAAGGGCGAGUACAUCCCCCCCGUUGCCUACGGCCAAGCCAAGACGGCGAGCAUCUACACCGCCUCCGAGAUUGACCGCCGCUACGGCGCGCAGAACCUCCAUGCCUGGAGCGUUCACCCCGGCGCUAUCCUAGACUCCGCGUUCCUGGACAACAGCGGCUGGGAUAGGGGCUAUUUGGACGGCAUGGUGUCGGCUUGGCCCAAGAAGCUGUUCAAGUCCAGCGAGCAGGGCGCCGCGACGCAGAUUUGGGCGGCUGUGAGUGAUGAUGUCCUGGCGGAGGGCGUGACGGGCAAGUAUCUUGAGGAUUGCAGCGUGGCAGUGCACAUGUCCAAGUCGGAUAGUGCGGAAUGGAGGGGACAUGCUGAUCAUACGUACAACGAGGAGGAUGCGAAGAGGUGUUGGGAGCUUAGCGAGAAGUUGCUUGGAAUCAGGGUCGAAUAG
This is a messenger RNA of Trichoderma reesei QM6a, 1014 nucleotides long. RefSeq lists its product as uncharacterized. The record is from RefSeq and is a predicted model, not a curated record. Lineage: Eukaryota; Fungi; Ascomycota; Sordariomycetes; Hypocreales; Hypocreaceae. The transcript has a single exon. The coding region runs from base 1 to 1014 and encodes 337 amino acids.